AUGUCCGGCCAUCUUGAUGGGCAAUUGAAUGCUUAUGAGGGGAAUCCUAUUGAAGGGCAAAAAAGAAGCAGGGCGAACGUUGUUCAUGAAAGGACACUACGGGAAAAACUACAAAUGAAAUAUCAUGAGCCAAUCGUAAUUAAUGGAGGUACCACAAUGGUGAGGGUGCCGCUUUCUUUGACUAUGGAGGGAAGGAAAAAAUGGGGAAAUUGCUUGGUGGGGUCGUUUAUUGAACGAAAGCCUCUGUUUCAUUCGGUUCAAUUUAUGACUUUGAAAUUGUCGCAAAAAUAUGAGAUCAAGGAUAUUAUGAUGAAUGAAAAGGGGUUUUUCUUUUUCAAAUUUGAGGAAGAGGCAAUGAUGUUUCAGUGCCUAGAGGAUGGCCCAUGGUUAUUUCAAAACAAGCCUAUUCUGCUACAGAAAUGGCAACCUAAGAUGGAAAUAAAUAAAGAAGCACCACAAUUUAUACCAUUAUGGGUAAAGCUUUUUGAUGUCCCAUUAGAGUUGUGGAAUGCUGAGGGACUGAGUUACAUUGCCAGUGGGGUGGGUAAACCUCUAGGGGUGGACAAAAUAAUGGAAGACACUUGCAGAUUUGGAGUGGGCCAAAUAAGCUUUGCAAGGGUUCUCAUGGAAGUUGAUGCUAGAUGCCCAUUACCGGCAGUGACAAAAAUUCAAAUGCCUAAUGAGAGAAAUUUGGCACUUAAGGUUAUGGAUGUAAAAGUGGAGUAUCAGUGGCACCCAUCACAAUGUGCAAGAUGUUGCGUGUUUGGUCACGGGGAGGUCUCUUGCCCACGACAACCUAGAGUGGAGAGUCAAGGGAAUAUAAUGGAGAAUGUGCAGAAUAGUCCUGAUAAAGAUGAGGGGUUCCUAAAGGUUUCUAGACGAGGCAAAGGGAAAGGAGUUGGCGGACCUAGAAUUGAUAAUCGCCCUAAUCCUCAGUGA
Pistacia vera is the source of this 939-nucleotide messenger RNA. RefSeq lists its product as uncharacterized. NCBI's taxonomy places the organism in Eukaryota, Viridiplantae, Streptophyta, Magnoliopsida, Sapindales, Anacardiaceae. The coding region runs from base 1 to 939 and encodes 312 amino acids. The transcript has a single exon. The record is from RefSeq and is a predicted model, not a curated record.